This is a messenger RNA of Electrophorus electricus (electric eel), 936 nucleotides long. RefSeq names its product taste receptor, type 2, member 201, tandem duplicate 1 (gene tas2r201.1). Gene Ontology annotation, biological process: G protein-coupled receptor signaling pathway; sensory perception of taste. The record is from RefSeq and is a predicted model, not a curated record. Lineage: Eukaryota; Metazoa; Chordata; Actinopteri; Gymnotiformes; Gymnotidae. Gene Ontology annotation, cellular component: membrane. Gene Ontology annotation, molecular function: bitter taste receptor activity; G protein-coupled receptor activity.
AUGAGUACCUUUGUGUUUGGAGCCGUGAACAUGUCUCUCUCUACUGUCAGUAUCCCUCUUAACCUUUUUGAUGUCUUCUGUUUGAUCAUUACACAAGGAUCUGAGUGGCUGAAACCACCUCUUAACAUUUUGCUGGGAUCUCUUAUUGGAAGCAACAUAGUUCUUCAUGUAUUCACCUUUGUCCUUGCAUUAUGUGAAUUUAUAUCGAUUUCACUGAGCGAAAUGUUUACAGGUGUUGCAGAGGUCACUAUGAUGUAUAUCAUGGAGAUCAGUAUAACCUCCUCCAUUUGGCUGAAUGUCUUCUACUACUGCCAGGUUGCUCCUGCUCAGCAUCCUGUCUUCAUCUGGUUAAAGAAGAACAUCAGAGUCUUCAUAUACUCAGCUCUGAUUAUGGACAGACUCUUAUUUUUGUUUGGAUUCAUGGCCAAUCUUGCAUAUAUUAUCAAAGAAAGACAAAAAGAUGUUAGGGUUAUGGAUGCAAUGCAGAACAGAACAAGUAUGGAUUUUCUUCUUAAUACAUUGACGUCAGAUUUUCCGUUAAGACUGGCUUAUAUCUCACUAAGUCUUUGUGUGAUGUCAGCAUCCAUCUGUGCGAUUGUUCUCCACCUGUGGAAACACAUGCAGAACAUGAAGGAGGGCAGUAGCUCCUUCUCGUCUCCACAGCUUCUGUCUCAGCUAAGGUCGAGCCUCACUGGCAUUAUACAGGCCUUCCUUUAUCUCCCCUGUUCAGCAUUUAUGAUAGCCUAUAAAAUUAUUACACUUGAAUUCCCAGAAAUACAACUAGAGGGAUAAAUCAUUACCACAGUUAUUUCUUUGUACACUUUAGUGACAACCAUUAACAUUGGGGUUGGUCAGUCAAUUUUUUGGCAGCGAGCAAUUCAUGUUUAUCAAAAACUGUUCCAAACUCCAAAUAUUUUUAGCUCAUUGAUUUGGUAG